Messenger RNA from Paramuricea clavata, 1131 nucleotides. The record is from the annotation of a GenBank genome assembly. NCBI's taxonomy places the organism in Eukaryota, Metazoa, Cnidaria, Anthozoa, Malacalcyonacea, Plexauridae.
AUGGCAAAAUCUACAGGUCUAGAUAAGAUCUCAACUAAGCUAAUAAAACAGGCAGGCGAUACAAUAACUGAAUCACUUCUAGAAGUGUUUAACCUAUCUCUUAGGACAGGAAUAUUUCCAGAUGAUUGGAAAUUUGCCAAAGUGACUCCAAUAUAUAGGUCAGAAAACAAAACCUUAUGUGAAAACUAUAGACCGAUAUCAGUCAUUUCAAAUAUCGCCAAAAUAUUUGAGAAAUUAGUCUGUAGACAACUAAAUACCUUCCUGGAUAACAACAACAUAAUUGUAAAAAAUCAAUCAGGUUUCCGUCGCAAUCACUCACCCGAAACCUCGUUACUACAAUCUACUGAAAUGUGGUUGAAAUCAAUGGACCAGGGUCAAAUAAAUGGGGUUAUUUUCUUAGACCUGAAAAAAGCAUUUGAUACGAUUGAUCACCAGAUUCUAUUGUCAAAACUACAAGCUUAUGGGAUACGCGACCAUACGCUCAAAUGGUUCCAAUCGUAUUUAGAUCAAAGAAAGCAAAUUUGCAUGCUAAAUAACGGUAAAUCUGAUAUUGAAACAAUUCGUUGUGGAGUACCUCAGGGUUCAAAUCUUGGACCUCUAUUAUUUCUCAUUUACAUAAACGACCUCCCAAACUGCCUAGAAACAACACACUCUAAUUUAUUUGCUGAUGACACAAUUUUAUCAUGUCAAGGGCAUUUAUCCAUAGAUAUUGAAUACAAACUUAACAAAGACCUAGUAAAUGCUCAAAAAUGGUUAUCAGCGAAUAAACUAACAUUAAACAACGAAAAAACCAAAUAUAUGAUUAUUGGAUCUCGGCAACGAUUGAAAAACUUAGAUCACGUGCCAAAAAUCAGUAUAAACGGACAUCAAAUUGAACGAGUUUAUAAAAAGGAAGCUUUGGGUAUAGUUAUAGACGAUAGACUUAGCUGGAAUAGGCAAAAUGAAGAACAAUGCAACAAGAUAUCAAAAAAUAUUAAUCUUUUAAGAAAAGCCAAAGAUUUUGUUGGCCUAAAUACGCUCAAAAUUAUGUAUAACGCAUUAGUCGCGCCUCAUUUUAACUACUGUUCAACUGUUUGGCAAAAUAACAACCAAACACACUUAGACAAAUUAUAUAAACUUCAGAAACGAGCA